AGGUAUUAAUGCCCAGGCUCGAAAGCUGCAGAAGAGCCGCUCCAGAGUGACCUCCACCCUCAUAGAGAGGACUAUGGCUCGAAGCCACAAAUUGUGGUGGCGUAAAAGUGAGAUGGACCUCUUAGAUGCUGAUACUGAGACCAAACAUGGAACAGAUACUGAUGAAUGUGUUAAGGAUCAAAACGGCAGCCUGAAUCAAAUCUCACUGCAGAGCCCCAAGAGCUCAAAAACAACCCUAGAACAAAAUCACAUUCACUGCCUUGCAAGUCCCUCUGAGGGGCAUGGAGGGUUGCAGGCCAAAACAGAGACCCUCUGUCUGCUGAGGCCAAGUGGCGAGCGAGAAGGAGAGGAGUCAGAGAGGGAGGAAAGGGAGAAGGAGGAGACAGAGAGCAGUGAUGAUAAUACCACACAGUAUUCCAUUCACCCUCCUCAUGAUUGUCCAUACCUGCUACUGCUGCAGGGCUGCAUCCCCACACAGGACUUUGUCAUCUACCUACUUGUGGGGCCAAGUAUAAUAAUCGGUCAGCAAAGUGAUCAUGAAGAUGAGUUAAAGCCAGACAUCCUCCUCUUUGCUGCUGAUAUUCUUCCGAGACACUGCUAUCUAUAUCGCCAGACUGCUGGAAGCCCCACCACGCUCCGCCCUUGUCAGAACGCCAUGGUCACGAGGAACGGUGAGAUGCUGAGAAGAGAAGUACAGCUUACCUCUGGUGAUGUUAUUGGACUUGGACAGUGCUACCUGUUCCUUUUCAAGGAUCCCUUAGCUUUGACACACAAGGAAGUGAACAGUAUUGCACCUGAGCCCAACUUGUCUGCUGUGCCCUGGAUGCUGGGUCACACCACGUCUGCCACUACAACACAUCAUAGCAGAGAAAUGACCCUCUAUAACACCUGCAUCUCAACCUGCACUGACCUCCAGAGCCAGAGCAGCAAACAGCCCCUAAGCAGAAGCCCUCCUUUUCUAAAAUCACCUGAAGGCCACAGCUUGACUCUCAACUAUGAGAUUGAAGAUGAGGAUCGCAUUGUUGAGGAGAUUGUUUCUAUGGGAAGUAACAGCGCUGAUGACAGACCGCCACUGACAAUAGCAUUUUUGCUUUGCAUGUGUAUCCAGUAUUCAUCCACAAGUCUUCAUACCUCAGACCUGCGUAGACUCUUGCUGCUUAUUGCCAGUGGAGUUCAAAGUGCCAUGUGGGAGCACACUAAGGAUCUAGCUGCAGUUCAGCCUGAAGUUCUCAGUGGUGAAGGCUUGAACUCAGAAGACCUCAAGCCUCUCAGCCCAAAGGAGGUGAUCUCAGGACUCCACCCCCUGGUUGUAUGGAUGUCCAACAGUCUGGAGCUGCUGCACUUCAUCCAGUAUGAACUGCCUCUUAUUCUGGAAUGGAAAACCAGAAAGGGGCAGAGACAGUCAGAGCAAGAAGAGAGGGAAGGUGAAGAGAGCAAGGAGAUGGAGAGCUUGGCCCUGUUGGAGCUUCAUCUGUCCUGUGUCCAUUCAGCCAGUGAGGAGACAAUGGCCGUACUGGAGGAAGUUAUCAUGCUUGCCUUCCAGCAGUGUGUAUACUACAUCACCAAGGUCCUCCACCCCAUCCUGCCAAGCUUUCUUGACUGCUGCCCAUUCAGGGAGAGUCCUGACCCACCGACAACUGGCAUGAGUGCUCAAGUGAUAGGUAGCAGAGGAUUGGGAGUCCCUGGUGAGAUCCAGCAGGCUGUGGAAGUCCUGACUGAGACCUGGAGACUACUCUCGGACUGUCAGCUCCACCCAGAGAUUUCCUCUCAGCUCAUUGGUUACCUUUUCUACUUCAUCAAUGCAUCACUCUUCAACUUACUCAUGGAGAGAGGCCCAGAGCCAGGGUUCUACCAGUGGUCCAGAGGUGUGCAAAUGCGUGCCAAUCUCGACUUGCUCCUGGACUGGGCCCAAGCAGCUGGGCUGGGUGAACUGGCAUUGGAGCACACUCACACACUAUCAUCUGCUAUCAAUCUGCUGGCCAUGCCUAGAAAGAAUUUACUGCAGAUGUCUUGGGCAUCCUUGCAGUCUGAUUAUCCUGCUCUGAAUCUGGCCCAGCUGAACCACCUCCUGAGUCUCUACAGCCCCCCAUCUUCCUGCAAACACACCUGGACUCCAUCAGCACAGGACCAAGCAGCAGCACAUAAUAGUGCUGAUAUCCUGGAGAGCUUUGACACCCACAAUUCUCUGGUGCUGCCUAAUGGGGGUUAUCAGUUUCAGCUGAGAAGGGUGGUAAUAGAUUUGUCUCUAGUGGAGCAGCUGGAUAAGCUCCAAGAGUUCAUUUCCACCCUUUCUCACUGCCAGUCUAAUGAUGUCACAGCUUCUACUGUUUCUGCUGCAGUACCUCCAUCACCCCCUUCACUAGCCUCUCGUUUCUCCGCCCACUACCUGGGUGAGGUUAACUCCUGUGGUACCCUCCUUUUGUCCCAAAAACUAAGAAAUCUGGAGCUGCAAACCAGAAUUAUGGAGACCAGUAAGAUGAGGAUGUCAGCUCUGGACCCCUCCUGUCUCCUCACCCCACCUAACACUCCCCACAUCAUAGAUUCUGCUGAUUUGGUAAAGGCAGAACAGGAUAAAUGGCUGCAGGCUGACAGUGAGACACCUCCCUGGUCCUCAGGUGUAGAUGCACAUGAUGAAGGUGGGUUAGUGUUUGAAUGUCUGGCUGCACUGAAAGCAGACCGUUUGAAAUCAGACUGUCCAAGUAUGAAAAAAAAUGUUGAGCUGAAUGAGGAAGAGGACGAGCAGGGUGGGGAGGAAGAGGAAGAUGACCAAUAUGAUGACAGUAAUGAUGAGGUUUUUAGCUUGGAGCUGGAGCGAGGUGAAACAGGACUUGGACUUGCGUUGGUUGACACAAGGGACACGUCCUUGAGGUCAAGAGGAGUCUUGAUCUGUGCAGUGGUUCCAGACUCUCCUGCAGCUCGGUGCAAGAAGCUGGUACCAGGAGACAGGAUCCUGGCUGUUAAUGGAGUCAGCCUGCUUGGACUGGACUACCAGAGUGGAAAGGACCUGAUCCAGUCAUCAGGUGACAUAGUGAGGUUACUGGUGGCCAGAUCAGACUGGAUGACUAAGGUGUAUCAAAAAGAAACAGAGAGGAAAGCUCGAGAAGCAUCAUAG
Molecule: messenger RNA, 3112 nt
Organism: Monopterus albus (swamp eel)
Lineage: Eukaryota; Metazoa; Chordata; Actinopteri; Synbranchiformes; Synbranchidae
Product: ras-associating and dilute domain-containing protein-like
Exons: 14
Coding region: 74-3112 (1012 amino acids)
Biological process (GO): angiogenesis; regulation of GTPase activity; negative regulation of Rho protein signal transduction
Cellular component (GO): cell-cell junction
Molecular function (GO): GTPase binding
Source: RefSeq, a predicted model, not a curated record